AUGACAGAACUAAGUCAGCCAAAAGUUGCCGCUUCCGAGUGUAAAUGUGAUCGCGAUGCCAUCUCACAACGAAAUCAACUAUCAUCACCUCUCCUCCGCCUACCUCCCGAACGUCGUAAUUAA
Messenger RNA from Parastagonospora nodorum SN15, 123 nucleotides. RefSeq lists its product as hypothetical. The record is from RefSeq and is a predicted model, not a curated record. The coding region runs from base 1 to 123 and encodes 40 amino acids. The transcript is spliced from 2 exons. Lineage: Eukaryota; Fungi; Ascomycota; Dothideomycetes; Pleosporales; Phaeosphaeriaceae.